AUGAUUUGCUUUCACUUUUCUAUAUUUUUGUUGGUUUGGGAGUUGCUGGUUGUCUUCAAUUUUUUUUUUUUUUUCCUCUUAGUAAAACGCUUCAGAGAACCAAAGCAUGAAAGACGUCCCUGGAGGAUAUGGUUUUUAGAUACUUCCAAGCAAGCCAUAGGAAUGUUGUUCAUCCACUUUGCAAAUGUCUAUUUAUCAGACCUUACAGAAGAAGACCCUUGUUCACUGUACCUUAUCAACUUCUUGUUAGAUGCCACAUUAGGAAUGCUGUUAAUCUACAUUGGUAUUCGUGCAGUCAGCAGCAUUGUGGAAUGGCAGCAGUGGGAGUCCCUUCGCUUUGGUGAAUAUGGUGACCCAGUGCAGUGCCGUGCUUGGGUGGGCCAAUGUGCUCUGUACAUAAUGAUUAUGACAUUUGAGAAAACCAUCAUCAUUAUAGUGCUUCUUAUACCUCAGUGGAAAGAGGUGGCUUUAUUGAAUCCUAUAGAGAACCCCCAGUUGGAGCUGGCCAUCGUCAUGCUGAUAGUUCCCUUUGUUGUUAAUGCAUUAAUGUUCUGGGUAGUAGAUAAUUUUCUUAUGAAGAAAGGGAAGACAAAAGCUAAACUUGAAGAAAAGGAAGCAGGACAAGAUUCAAGAAAUGGAAGUAAAGUCCGAUACAGGAGAGCAGCAUCACAUGAAGAGUCAGAGUCAGAAAUCCUUAUUUCAGCAGAUGAUGAGAUGGAGGAAUCGGAUGCUGAAGAGGACCUGCGUAGACUGACCAACUUAAAGCCCAUUAAGAAAAAGAAGCAUCGUUUUGGUCUGCCUGUAUGACACAUUCCCUGACCUGUGUAUUUGCAGGUUUCAUGGCAAAAACUUCAGUCAAUGGGUUUUAAUGUUGCAAUUGCAUCUCCCUUUUCAUACAAACUGACUUAAAAGCAAGGUCUACCAACAGAAUGCAGAUGGUUGGAAGACUUCCAGUUCAGUUGCACUACAGACACACUGACCAAUUAUGCAAGAAUGUCUUUUCAUCACGUGUGAAAAACAGUGUUGUUAAGGACUAGUCGCUAAGGGGAUUCGUAUCUGACGUUUCAGAGAAGAUCAUAGAAAACAGAUACAGCAAUCUUCCACUUACGGUUACUGAUGAUACAGUUUAAGCUGUUCUCAAAAAGGCAUCAGAAUCAACUAAGCUAAAGGAGUGUGUUCUAUGACUAAAACUGGCUUUUGCGGCAUAAUUCCUAGAGCAGAAUAGUUUAUGGUUACAAACUGUAACUUAACGUUAUUUUUUUAAGUACAAAUGUUUACUUGCUACCAGGUACCUAUGGAACUAAUAGGUGGAACAAAGAUUUUUUUCCAAGU
Molecule: messenger RNA, 1332 nt
Organism: Pygoscelis adeliae (Adelie penguin)
Lineage: Eukaryota; Metazoa; Chordata; Aves; Sphenisciformes; Spheniscidae
Gene: STIMATE
Product: transmembrane protein 110
Exons: 7
Coding region: 1-807 (268 amino acids)
Biological process (GO): activation of store-operated calcium channel activity
Cellular component (GO): membrane; cortical endoplasmic reticulum
Molecular function (GO): calcium channel regulator activity
Source: RefSeq, a predicted model, not a curated record